Closterium sp. NIES-67 is the source of this 1093-nucleotide messenger RNA. The record is from the annotation of a GenBank genome assembly. NCBI's taxonomy places the organism in Eukaryota, Viridiplantae, Streptophyta, Zygnematophyceae, Desmidiales, Closteriaceae.
AGUUCAGCUCGGGCGUAGUGAAGCCGUGCUUGCACGUGAGUAGCAUUCCUCGCCCAGGUUCCCUGCGCCCGUAAGGCCAGCCAUGGCUGGAUUCGAGGACUUCUGCGCGUCGCUGGGGCUGUCCGUGGGGAUCGGCAAGUUCCUGGUGUGCUACCUGAUCAGCAUCCCCUGCUGCUUCCUCCAGCGGCUCCUCCCAGCCGGCGCCGUCCGCCAUGUCUGGGCGACGCUGUCCGGCCUCGUGCUCACGUACAUUGCGUUCGGAUACGAGUCGCUGGGUCAUUGCGUGGUGGCGUGCGUGGUGGCGUAUGGAUCCAUGCUCGUGUACCGCAGGCAAUGCGGGGUGAUCACCUUCUUCACCACUUUCGCGUACCUCAUCGGCUGCCAUGUGUUUUACAUGAGCGGCGAUUCGUGGCGGCAAGGAAACAUUGACUUCACUGGCGCCAUGAUGAUCCUCGUGCUCAAGGUGACGUCAGUGGCGUACGACUACCAGGACGGCGGCAAGCCGCAGAAGGCGGACGACGCCAAGGCGGCCGCUGCAGCGGCGGCGAGCGACGCGCCGAAGCCGAUCAAGGCGCUGCCGAGCCUGCUGCAGUUCCUCGGGUACACCUUCUGCUGCGGGCUGCACUUCGCCGGACCCUUCUACGACUUCUCCGCCUACAACGACUGGAUCGACCGCAAGGGGAUCUGGGCGCCUGGCACGCGCACGCCCCCGGCGCUCGUCCCCUUCCUGCGCGCGUUCAUCCAGGGCAUCUUCGCCGCAGUCAUCCAGCUCAAGCUCGCGUCCAUCCUCGAUAUAGACAUCCUCAAGACGCCCAAGGUGUACUUCGACAUGCCGUACUGGCGGCGGUUCCUGUUCAUCUACCACGCGUGCGAGGUGACCCGGUGGAAGUACUACUUCAUCUGGUCCAUCUCCGAGUCCGCCAUGAUCGCCGCCGGUGGGGUUCAGCGGAUGGGUGCGCAAGAUGGGCAAGGGGGACGGCGGAAAGGAGGGCGCGGGGAAGGAGAACGGGGAGGGUAAGGAGAAGCACGUGGGCGGGAGCUUCUCGGAGGUGGCGUCGUGGAAGCGCGCGCAGAACUGCCACAUCCUGGGCGU